Penaeus vannamei (Pacific white shrimp) is the source of this 1004-nucleotide messenger RNA. NCBI's taxonomy places the organism in Eukaryota, Metazoa, Arthropoda, Malacostraca, Decapoda, Penaeidae. The record is from RefSeq and is a predicted model, not a curated record.
UUACGAUGAGAAACGCGAGUCCAUUGCGAGUAGGAGGACGUGGGAUUUAUAUUAAGCGAUUGAUUAAUUGUCAUUUCUGGUCCAAUUAACAGUCAGAUAUGUCUGAGGACGAGAGUAACGUAGAGAAAAAGGAGGAGGAGAAGGAGGCCGAGCAGGACGCGGAGGCGACAGAAGGCGACGCAGAAGACGCGAAGGACGAGGCUCCCGAGCCCCCGAAGAAGCGCGCGAGCAGAAUGUCAGUGCCCAAGGCCGCUAAAUCGCCAAAGAAAGCUGGUGCAGGCGUGAAGAAGAAAGCCCCGAAGAAGAAGCAGCAUCCCAAAACACUUGACAUGGUGGUGGAAGCAAUUGAAAACCUCGGCGACAGGAAGGGCUCCAGUGUGCAGGCCAUCAAGUCAUACAUUCUGCAGAACUUCAAGACAGUGAGAGCUGACAUGCUGAAGUCCAUGCUGCGUCGAGCUCUUGCCUCAGGCUUGGAGUCUGGGGUGGUGACACGUCCUAAGGGGCAGGCAGAGACACAGGCAAUGAGUGGGAGAUACCUUCUGGGUAAGGCAGCAAAGAGAGAUGAAGAUGAAGAGGUAAUGCCAAAGGAGUCCAAAAGAGUACAAGAGGCCAAGGCAAGAGCAAAGGCAAAGAAGGUCGCCAAGAAGAAGGCUGCAGCUAAGAGGUCGCCGGCCAAGAAAGUGGCCAAGAAACCCGUUGCAAAGAAGGCCUCUCCGUCAAAGGCCAAGAAACCAGUCAAAAAGGGGAAAAAGGGGAGGAAGUAGGCAAAUAGAGCAAAAGGCAUUUCAUUUCUCCAUACAAAAUCAACUUCAUUUUCAUCCAGUGUCAUCAUUUUAGCAGUCAUGUGUGAGAUAGUCAUUUUUUGUGAUGUGCAUCUGUGUUAUUCAUAAAUUUUUAUAUAGGAAAUGAGUUUAUAUUAUUAGAAUUUUAAGUUUUAUUUUUUAUUAGUUGUGAAUUCUAUCUAAAUUCCAUAGAAUGUGAAUAAUCAAAGUGAAGUCUGUAAA